Molecule: messenger RNA, 741 nt
Organism: Haliotis rufescens (red abalone)
Lineage: Eukaryota; Metazoa; Mollusca; Gastropoda; Lepetellida; Haliotidae
Exons: 5
Coding region: 1-741 (246 amino acids)
Source: RefSeq, a predicted model, not a curated record
AUGGAAGAAGUCCCAAACUACACACAAGUGCGUGAAGGUGAUCAUGCUAUGGUAGCCUGGAGGAUGCCUCGCUAUCAAUAUGAAUUCUACAUCAUGACACCUAGUGGGGAUAAGUUGAUGGCUUUGGAUUCCAAUAAGGUCUACAUUCUUCCUAAGUACUGGCUCAGAACCAGGAUGGUGGAGGUUGUUACCUCCCGUAACACCAGCACCUAUGUCUUUCGUCUCUACAAUGUUACACUAGCUGAUGCUGGGAGAUACAGCUGCAGGAUAGAGAAAAGUGCAACCAAGAUCUACAAAAUGACUCAGUGUACACACGAUUUGAUCGUCUCAAGUCCUGACGUCAGAGACUCAAACGCCGUCAUGACAUCGCCUGUUCCAGAGAGAAGCCCCCCUGAUGUGACUGUUGUCGUUGGGUGUUCGAUAGUAGCCUUUACAUUGAUCCUUCUUGCAACCAUAUUCCUCAUUCGACUGGAGCAUAUCAGAGAAUACUGGUCUGUCAGGUUUCGUCAGUCGUAUCUUACACCUACCCAGACUACACAUGGCCCACAUGAACAGGAGGGGGUUGACGAAUACGCUGUCAUUGAGGACACAGAUGGCUCCGGUUCGGUCUUUUAUCACAUGCAGUCACCACGUGCCAGCAGCUCCGACUAUGAGGAAGUUAGACCAUUUCCUUCCCUUGACGCUCAAACGUCAGCUGAACCAGGAACUGUUGAUAACACUGAUGCAGAAAACUCAAACUGA